UGUGGUGGUGGUAAAAUGGAGCGUAAGAACGGAAGGCAAAACAAAGGCAUCAAAGCUGUUGGUUUGUCGACAAAGUUGUUGGAAAUGUUUGAAGCAGCUGUUGUUUCCCCUGCGGCUCCUUGUCUUGCUACCUUACGAAUCAAUCGAAGAAGAAGCAAAACCAACGUACUGAGGUUAUGGAAACUGAGAGCCGCUACUGGUGAUUUAUCUGGGACCCUGAAGCAAACAGUUGGUGGGCAAUUGAUGCAACGCAGCAGCGAUAACAACUACAGCAAGCUGAAUCAAAGUGAAAUACUAGUAAAGAAGAGGAGGAGGAUGGUUUUCUUCUCUCAAGUCAGCCUCGCCGACCCUAUACUUGGAAGGGAACUGGCUAUUGGGACACCCUUGAUCUCAACAAAAUCUGAGGACAUUCCACGGAGCCUGUUGAUUGCUGAGGAGAUUAAAAAUACAAACGGGCCGUUAAGUUUGGUGGCUUUAUCAUGUGGAUCAAUCUCGUGGUUGACAUCUGCACAAGUGGUACAAGCCAGUGAAUACAUCAAAAUGAAUGCGGUUUAUGAGAUUGGAGAACUGUUUGAAUUGGGAAUCCAGCUCUCCUACCUGCUUAUAUUGUUGGGUCUACUUGGGGUUGGAACUUUCUUUGUGAUUCGUCAAGUUCUUGUGCGCAGAGAACUUGACCUUUCUGCCAAAGAAUUGCAAGAGCAAGUACGAAGUGGUGAUGCCAGUGCAACUGAGUAUUUUGAACUUGGAGCAGUAAUGUUGAGGAGGAAAUUUUACUCUGCAGCUAUUAAAUACUUGCUUCAGGCGAUCGAGAAAUGGGAUGGAGAUGAUCAAGAUCUUGCUCAAGUCUAUAAUGCCCUUGGUGUUAGUUACAUCCGUGAUGGAAAGCUCGAAAAGGGAAUCACUCAAUUUGAGACUGCCGUGAAGCUUCAACCGGGCUAUGUCACAGCUUGGAACAACCUCGGAGACGCCUAUGAGAAGAAGAAAGAGUUGAAGUCUGCUCUCAAGGCAUUUGAAGAAGUCCUGCUUUUUGAUCCAAACAACAAGCUCGCGCGACCCCGUCGAGAUGCGCUCAAGGACGAAGUUGAGAUGUACAAAGGAGUUUCUGUUAAAACAAAGCAAAAAUGAUGAUUUUCUCCUAGCUCGUGUAAUCCUCGUACAUUGAUCUCGAGUUUUGACAUUUAAUUCAUCCUCGUUCUUCCUCUUGCGAUCGCUGACGUGAUGUGAAAAAUAAAGUCUGUUUUCUCUUUUUUGAAACAAAUAGAAACACAAUGCCUUACGAUGGACGUCAAUAAGUUUCCGCAUUCAUGUCUGGUUCAGCAGUGGUGUAUCUACUUCAUUCCUUUCGAUUGCGGUAAUAGACUAGGUUCAUCAUCGUAUUCUAAUUUCACGGACCUUGACCACCGGGAGGUCACACAAUUCAAUCGAGUUGGACAGUAUCACUGUUUCACGCAUUUGCUCAAAGUUUGUGGGGAAAUUGAGUUAAGCUGCACGCCUUCUACAUCACUGCAGUAGAUAGGACCAAAUGACACCAGAACGGCCCAUUGCGUACAAAACUACCUAUCUAGGGUUGAAGGGUUGUGUUUACUUGGGGGGAGGUUGUUUCAACGGACCUAAAAAAUCAACUUCUUUGCAACAACAUAUAGAACGUUUAGUUGAAGGAAAAGUCAGAAGAAAGCGUUAGUCUUGCUCUGCGCCUUCAAUCUAAUAGCUUUCAAAGAACUCCAAAUAAACAGUUCACUAACACAUUAGAACUUCCAAUCAAACGGAUGGCCGCUGCAGCUGAAAUAAUACACUGCCGUGCAUGUUUCUCUGAAAGAAUAUGGCGGCAUAUCCUUAGGCACUAUUACCAGAAGACACUGUCCAAUUCCUGAUCAUAAGGGGAAAAGGGUGCUUUGUAUCAGAUUUAUAGAACACAUGCCAUCUCAAAGGAGGGUGUGAUGCUGAGGCAGCCUUAGCUAUAUGCAUAACCUGCCCGGGUUUAAUCCCAACAUCAAUAAGGUACAUCUCAUAGUUAUUUAGAAAUCUCGGUAUUCUGGACCCAACUCUUCCAAGAAGUUCAAAUCUCAAUCCCAUCCCCUCUCGCUAUCACCGUGCGGCAAGAACAAAGUGAUUUUCUCUGAAACAAUCUCAAAACAACACUUCUACAGUCAUUUCCGCAUGCCAAACAGAAGAACAACGCUAUGUUCCAUCUCCCUUGUGGAUGGAAGUAUCCAAAACUUCCUAGUAAAACCUCUUACCGUGUCCUCCAUGGAGAUUGAUUUGCGAACAUCAAAAUACCACAUCAAAUGAAAUCUUCAAACAAAAGAAUGUGAUUGAUAUCAUUAGUUUCCUCUUAUUAUGCAAAAGAGAUAGUCCAACGGCAUAAUCCUUCUCGUAAAGCAUAAAUUCCUCUCAUUACUAAAGGAAAGCCUGGUCAACUCUAUAAUCCUAAAUCAAAAAAGAUAAGAAACGUUGACCAAGUGCUAAUUCACCGCACCAACAACUAAACAUGGAAUGUACAACAGACACAUACAACCCAUAGUCUUAAUACAAACACAAAUGAAGCGCAAGUACACAAAGAGGACGUGGGGAAUAUAACAGAUGCCGCAACAUUAUGCCAAAGAAGAGCAUUGCAGCAUAAAUCACAGCAAUAAUAAUACUUAAGUUCAUGAAAUGUACAUUAUUCGUGUAUCCAGUAGGGGUACUACUAGAAACUUUUGAGAUGUACAGAGACAUUUUACCUGCAUCGAUUCGCAACUCUAAAGAAACCAUAAAAUGAUCUUUCUUCUGUUCUCCCCCUUCGGAAUCAUUCAUCAAAAAUAACCUCAAUGAACUUCUUUGAAGCCCACGACCUGGAAACAUCUGAAAGCUUGCUUUCUUCAACACAUAUUUGCCUCAACCGCACACAAUUCAAAACAAAUAACUCAACAGCCUCUGCCUCGAUCCCAUCACAACUCACUAGAUCUACAGUCUCCAACUGCUCACAACUCUUAAACAUUGAAACCACAGAUGCAUUUGUCAAUCCUUCACACCCCCUCACGUUCAAUUCCCUCAAACAAUUCAACGACGCAAGCAUCAAUAUAAACUCUUCAUCCGCCAACUUGUAACUAUAAGACAAGUCCAACUUCCUCAAAUUUCUAAAACUCUGUCCUAAAGUGGUCAACAACCCAGGUUC
Molecule: messenger RNA, 3154 nt
Organism: Rhododendron vialii
Lineage: Eukaryota; Viridiplantae; Streptophyta; Magnoliopsida; Ericales; Ericaceae
Product: tetratricopeptide repeat domain-containing protein PYG7, chloroplastic-like
Exons: 5
Coding region: 16-1125 (369 amino acids)
Biological process (GO): post-translational protein targeting to endoplasmic reticulum membrane
Cellular component (GO): TRC complex; membrane
Molecular function (GO): molecular adaptor activity; protein binding
Source: RefSeq, a predicted model, not a curated record